GAAUUUUGACACCCGUACUCUCUGCUUUGGCUUUCCCUCUGAAAAUAGUAAUGCCUGCUCUCCACUGGAGUAGAAAAAAGUCAAAAACCAGAAACAAUGUCCCUGCAAACUCUUCUUCCUCCUUCAUCUCCUCAUCUCCAUCGGAAACUCGAAAGGAAAUCUUCUCGAUUCUUCACUUCACCAAAUCUUAGAAUUCUCUCACCGCCCCAACCGAGGCCUCUGAAUUCCACGAAACUCUCUUCAAAUCCCAAAGCCACACAGUUUUUCAACUCCCACACUCUAAACGCUCUCUCUGAUAUCAAACCAUACCUUCUCUCCCAACACAGAUCAAUCAUCUUUGGUUGGCUCUGCAGUUUCGUAUCCGUUUUAUCCAUCUCCCAAAUCGUCUCCAGAAUCGGCAAAUUUUCCUCCAUUGUUGCCACCGCCGGCGAUGCUGUCAAAUUGCGUGAUGAGGGUUUGGUCCUCGGUGCUCUCUUCUUGGUGCGUUUAAUUUCCAGUUACUUGCAGCAAGCUGUUCUAUGGGAUGCGGCGUUGAAUGUGAUGUAUGAGAUCAGGGUUUACGUUUUUCAGAGAGUUCUUGAGAGGGAGUUAGGGUUUUUCGAAGGUGGCAGCGGGGUUUCUCCGGGAGACAUUGCGUAUCGGAUUACAGCGGAGGCUGCUGAUGUAGCUGAUACUAUCUACGCCCUUCUCAAUAAUAUUGUGCCCAGUACUCUUCAGUUAUCAGCAGUGGUGACUCAAAUGCUGCUUAUCAGCCCCACCCUUUCAUUAAUCUCAGGAAUGGUCAUUCCAUGUAUGGCUUUUGCAACUGCCUAUCUUGGUGAGAGGCAACGGAAGGUUUCUAAGAAGGCGCAUCUCAGCAUUGCUAAUCUAUCAGCCUACCUGAAUGAGGUCUUCCCAGCCAUUCUUUUUAUUAAAGCAAGCAAUGCCGAGCUGCGUGAGAGUGUCAGGUUUCAAAAGCUUGCUAAUGCAGACCUAUAUGAACAUCUAAAAAAGAAAAAAAUGAAGGCACUCACACCCCAUAUCAUACAAAUUACAUAUUUUGGGGCAUUAUGUGUACUGUGUGUUGGAUCACUGGUGGUUUCAAGAGGUUCUUUUGAUCUUUGUAGCAUGGUUUCCUUUCUAACAUCAUUGGUUUUCUUGAUUGAGCCAAUCCAGGGUUUUGGAAAAGCAUACAAUGAGGUGAAGCAAGGAGAACCCGGCAUUGAACGCUUGUUUGAUUUGACCAGGUUUAAAUCGAAGGUCACUGAAGAACCAGAUGCUAUUGACUUGGAUUUUGUCAUAGGAGAGGUGAAAUUUUGUGAUGUGUCUUUUAGGUAUGGGGAUAAUAGGCCUCUUGUUUUUAAUGGAUUGAGCCUCCAUGUCAAAGCUGGAGAGACGGUUGCUCUUGUCGGGCCAUCGGGUGGGGGGAAGACAACCCUUGUAAAGUUGCUUCUUCGUCUUUAUGAUCCGUUAUGUGGAUGUAUACUUGUUGAUAACCACAACAUCCAAAAUGUUCAGUUGGAAAGUUUAAGGAGACAUAUUGCUCUGGUUUCUCAAGAUAUAACACUCUUUUCAGGAACAGUUGCUGAAAACAUUGGGUAUAAGGAUCUAAUGACCGAAGUUGACAUGGAGAGGGUUCAGCAUGCAGCACAAACAGCAAAUGCUGAUGAAUUUAUUGAUACUCUUCCAGAAGGGUAUAAGACCAAUAUUGGACCAAGGGGCUCAAUUUUAAGUGGGGGCCAGAAACAAAGGCUAGCUAUUGCAAGGGCACUCUAUCAGGAUUCCUCUAUAUUGAUCUUGGAUGAGGCAACUUCUUCUCUAGAUAGCAGGUCUGAAAUUCUAGUGAGACAAGCUGUGGAACGUUUGAUGGAAAAUCAUACUGUAUUGGUCAUUGCACACCGGUUGGAAACCGUUCGAAUGGCUAAACGAGUAUUUCUUCUGGAAAAUGGAAAGCUCGAGGAGCUGGCUAGUUCAAGUAUUUUGGAUGGACAUCACCGGACUGGGCUUGUCAUUUAAGGUUUUUGUGAAAUUCGACCGGCGUACCAUGUGCCCAAAGUCACAAGCUACAAGGAUUCAUAUCGAGCUUCGUGACACUAAUCUUCAUUACAAAUCCAGCAUUGUUGAGCUGCUGCUUAUGUAACUUCCCCAUUCACCCAAAGAGCAAAGAUAGAGCUAAAGUGUGAAUGUGCACCAAACACGGCCACACCCCCUAAUAGCGGUGCAUCAUUCUGUUUUCUGGUGAGGCUGUAAAAAUUUACUUAUAAAACCGAACUGUUUGGUCGGUUCUAAUAAGACUUGUAAAAAUUUACCGACAAAAUUGAACCAUUCGGUUAAGUGGUUAACAGACCAAAUAGGUGGGUUCGGCCAAA
Molecule: messenger RNA, 2348 nt
Organism: Tripterygium wilfordii
Lineage: Eukaryota; Viridiplantae; Streptophyta; Magnoliopsida; Celastrales; Celastraceae
Product: ABC transporter B family member 29, chloroplastic
Exons: 10
Coding region: 97-1995 (632 amino acids)
Biological process (GO): transmembrane transport
Cellular component (GO): membrane
Molecular function (GO): ABC-type transporter activity; ATP hydrolysis activity; ATP binding
Source: RefSeq, a predicted model, not a curated record